AGCGCACUUCCGUAUUCCAACACAAUACCACGGUUGGUUUUUCAAACAUGUGACGGUUUAGUUUCGGAAGAGAUACAAGAAAAAACGACCAACAUAUCAAUAGGCUCUUAUUUAAUUUACUGGACUGUGAAAUAUCUACAAUGGUCCAGUUUUUGUUAAUGUGCUUCACUUACUCUGUAGACUAGAGUGUGUCAUUUCAUUCAUCAGGUCGUGUUUGCGCGCUUUUGCCUGCGCGCAGGUGCGCUCCGUCCUCAUGAUGCCGCAGGUGCGCGCAGGUGCAUCAUCAUCCUCCUCUGACUGAACAGAAGAUGGACGUUUAUCCUUCACCUCUCUGGGAAAACGCACAUUAGUUCGUUAUACGUACCUCAUACAUUACAUCCUUGAUUAAUCCUGUAAAACUUCCUCUGACAGAGAAUUUCCAUCGAUACAAUGAAACUCGUCAUUUGAUAGUGAAGGACGCCGCUCUGAGAUGAACGAACAGCGGGACAUUAAACUGUUUUCAGUCUGUGGACUCUUCCUUUUCAGGCUAUUUGUGCUCCAAGGAUUUAUUUGCCAGGGGUCAAACUCAGAAAAUAAAUUCCCCAGGAGGGUUAAUGCACUGCGGCAGAAACGGGAUCUCUUCCGUGAAGAGACCCUUAGUGCAGUGCUCUCUGAUUCAGCUCUGCCGCGAAGAGUUCUUCAUAAUUAUACAGCAAGAGAUGCAUCAACAGAAUAUUGUGGGUGUCUUAAUGGUGGCUGGUGCCAGGACGAAGGACGCUGUGAUUGUGCUCAAUUCCAGGGUCUCGGUGAUCGCUGUCAAAUCAUUCCCAACCAUGGUCAGGACAGGGAUGGCAUUUGCCGUUCAUGGGGUCAGCAUCAUUUUGAGACUUUUGAUGGAAUGUAUUACUACUACCCUGGAAGCUGUUCGUAUAUCCUGGCCAAAGACUGCCAUUCCUCAGAGCCACAGUAUACGGUUUGGGUUCAUAACAGUCGUUCGUGUAGAGGUUCAGUAUAUUCAUGUCCACGUAGCCUAAGUCUGUUCUUCCCAAAUGAAGAGGAAAUCUAUAUUAGUGGCUAUCAGGUGCUCAAGGGUGGACACAGGCUGAGUCUUCCCCAGACGGUGCGUAAUGUUUUCAUCGAGCGCUUGGCUGACUAUAUCCUGGUGAAGAGCACAUUUGGCUUCUCUCUAGCAUGGGACGGGGGCUCUGGAGUCUACCUCAAAAUGACCGAAGCGCACAAAGGAAGGCCUUGUGGUCUGUGUGGAAACUAUAAUGAUGACGGAUCAGAUGAUCUCAGCAGCAGCCGCGGGAUCGUCUCUGAUGACAUUGCUGAAUUUGGGAACAGCUGGGCAGUAGAUUUGCCCCAGGAGAGACCCUGUCCUGAGGUUGAUGAUGAUUUCCCUGGACCGUGCUCAUCAGAGUCUGAUAUGGACGACGCCAUUGAGAAGUGCAGUGCAUUGCUUUUCUUCCCUUUCAUCUCCUGCCAUGAGAACAUUGACCCAAAUCCAUUUGUUGUCAGCUGUGUUUCGGACAUGUGUGUAUCAGAUGACGAGGAAACAUUUUGUCGGACUCUGGUUGAGUACACCAGGGCUUGUUCUCAUGUGGGAUAUCCUGUCAGAGAAUGGAGGGACAGUUUUCCUACAUGCGGUCAGUCAGAUUUCAUCCAUCCUUUGAUUUCUCGGUGUCCCUCCACCACCACGACUCCACUACCUCUUCCACCUUCAGUUGAAGAGAAUGGUGAAGUUUUUGCAGGACCAGACCUGAGCUCGGACCCCUCCCUCCCGAUUAUGGCGGACAGAUGCGAGGAUAGUUUUGUCCAUAGAGACUGCAUCAGCUGCUGCCCACCGACAUGCACGUUUGACAAAGAGUGUUUGGGCACCAAUCUACACUGUCUGGAUGGAUGCUACUGCCCGGAUGGUUUGAUCUUGCAGAAUGGCACCUGUAUAGCUGUGUCUCAGUGCCCCUGUGUGUACCACGCGGAAUGCACAGUAGUGGGUGACACACAUGUGACCACUUUUGAUGGGCGAAUCUACAUGCACUUGGGCUCUUGUCAAUAUGUGCUGGUGAAAAGCCGGGGCAACACCAAGUUUACUGUGACACUACAGUAUACCGCCUGUGGAGAGUCUCAGGAACACUCCUGCAUCCACUCGGUGGCUCUGGUGGUGGAUGAAGAUGUCAGCAGGCAGGUCACCCUCACCAGAGAUGGAGAAGUUGUGAUUGGAGCCAGUAUGGCUGUUAAUUUACCCUACUCAGAUGAGACAGUGAAUGUUCGUCGACUGACCUCUCUGUUUGUGGGUCUGCGGUCGGUCUUUGGCCUGAGGUUUCAGUACGACUGGCAGGGUGGACGGAUCUACCUUCAGUUGGACAGCACCUGGAUGGGCUCCACACUCGGCCUCUGUGGGACCCUCAAUGGAAACCUGCGGGAUGAUUUCCUUUCUCCUGCUGGAAUGAUUGAAGGAACUCCACAGCUACACGUCAACGCCUGGAAAGUGUCUUCAGCAUGUAUAAGUCCUGUCAACAUACCUAUCAUUGACCCCUGUGAAAUGAACCAACAAAAUGUGUUUUAUGCUGCCCAGUGUGAUGUGCUGUUGGAGGAAGUGUUUAGACCGUGUCAUGCGUAUGUUAGCCCCAGCAUGUACCACCAGCAGUGCCGCUACCAGGCCUGUCGAUGCGGCAGCAGCUGCCUCUGCACGGCUCUGUCCCACUACGCCUACAUCUGCAGCAAACACCACGUCACCAUCAACUUCAGAGCACACGUCUCUGAGUGCGGUAUGGUGUGUUUAGGAGGGAUGAUGUAUCACCCGUGUACAUCAGCCUGCGGGCGGACGUGUCAGUCCGUCAGUAGUGCUGAAGUGUGUGAUGGAGACUGUGCUGAAGGAUGCAGCUGCACCGAAGGAACUUUUUAUGAUCACACUCGCCAGCGAUGUGUGCUGCUCUCCCAGUGUCACUGUUACUUCAUGGGCUCAGUUUUUCAGCCUGGUGAAGUGUCCUUCAGCUCUUCUGGACCAUGUCUCUGCAGAAAUGGGCGUAUGGAGUGUGUGCCAGAGGAGAGAGAGCCCGAGCGAGGAGACUGUCCCAAUGGCAAAGUGUACUACAGCUGUCGGGGUCAGAGCGGCCGCGGACCCUCAGGUGUCGGUUUGGCCUGUGAACUGACCUGUCGAAACCUGAUGCUGAACCUGACCUGCCCUCCCAUGACCCCGUGUGUACCAGGAUGUGGAUGUCCAGCCGGGCUAGUGGUUCAUAAUGGAGAGUGUUAUUACCCAGAGAACUGCCCCUGUGCGUGGCUCGGUCUAGAGUAUCUCCCUGGGGAGACAGUGGACACGCCGUGCUACCGAUGUGUUUGUCAUCGUGGAUUCUUCAACUGCACAUACUACCCAUGUCCAGCAGUGUGUACCGUAUACAGUGACCGUCAUUACCACACAUUUGAUGGCCUGGAGUAUGAUUAUGUGAGCGACUGCCAGGUCAACCUGGUCAAGAGUGUUGGUGAUACAGAGGUUUCCAUCAUGGCUCAAAAUAAAGAUUGCUAUGAAAGUGGGAUCGUUUGCAUGAAGUACCUGCUCAUCUACGUUGGCCUCACCAAAAUCUACUUCAGUGAUAACUCUGGUAAACCUAGCUCCUCCACUGUUGUGGGCAGAGGUUAUGAGUUUCAGCUGUGGGGUGCGGGAUAUUACACCGUGGUCCACUUUCCUGCUCAAGAUCUGACCGUUUUGUGGGACCGUAAGACAACUGUCCAUAUUCGUGCUGGACCCCAGUGGAAGGGUCAGAUGAGUGGCUUGUGUGGGAACUUUGAUAUGGUAACAGUAAAUGACAUGACCACAGCUGGACAUAUGGAGGUCAGUAACGCACAGGCAUUUGGAGACAGCUGGGCUGUUGGACAGUGUGAAAGUGAUUUUGUAGUGCACAGACCAUGUGAAGGAGAUCUCAGCCGACAGCCGUAUGCUAAACGCGAGUGUGGCCUUCUCUACAGUGACAUAUUCGCUCCAUGUCACAAUGUGGUGGAUGUGACCUGGUUUUAUAAGAACUGUCUAACAGACACCUGCAACUGCAACCGUGGAGGAGACUGUGAAUGUUUGUGUACCAGUAUUGCAGCGUACGCACACAAAUGCUGUCAGAAUGGCGUCACAGUGAACUGGAGAUCUCCUACUGUGUGCCCAUAUGAUUGUGAAUAUUACAACCAAGAGUUGGGCGAGGGUCCGUUAACUCUGUCCAGCGCAGAGCAGAAUAACUCCGUCUGUGUGUUUGGGGCAAACGUAAGCAGCGGUGAAGUGUUUCCCCUCCUGAAGACCAACGCUCAACCCAGCACCAUUUUCCACUUUAUGAUGACAACUGGACUGUUCAAGGACAGGGCCUCACGACUUCCUGUUGUCUCACUGGAGUCUGCAGAAAGGCCAAACUACUUCCUGUGUGUAACUGUGAACCGCGGGCUGCGACUGGAGCACUGGCAGCCUGGAGAAGAGUUCAGACGGCGGGCCACUUUCCUCCACCACCAGGGCCUGUGGCUUCCAGGAAGAUCCUCCUUUGAGCUGCACAGUCAGAAGGGGGUUUUCAUCACCCUUACACACACUCAGGCCCGAGCGCAGAAUUAUGAUCACACACACGCCUUUAAAACCAGCAGCAGCUUCAUCAUCGAAGAGAGCAGUUUUGUGAUCCCAUACCGCUUGAUGUGCGAGUGGAAAUAUCACGCAUGCUCCAGUCCGUGUGUGAAGACCUGCAGCGACCUCGAUGCCACACGUUGCCAUUUUCUACCUCCGUGUGAUGCUUUCUCCAACACCAACUCCUUACAUGUUUGUAACCCGAUCAAAUCGCACCACGGCGGCUCCAACCACAGCACCUACAACCACAACUUCAACCACAACGACUCCUUCCACCACGACAGCAACACCAAGCACAGCUCCAACCACAACUUCCAGUACUACAAUCAUAACUACACCUUCAGAAGCAGCUGUUUUAAUAGUCAGCCCGACUACAACCACAUUACCCCCAACCACAAGCCUCCUCUAAUCACCACUGCCCCGCCCACCACAUCAGCCACACCCACUACAGCUAAACCCACCACACCUAUUACUACAACUUUACCAUCAUCUACAUCCACCACAGAAAUGACAACCACAUCUGAAGCCACAACCAAACCUGAAACAACCUCUCCGACGACCACAGUCCAGCCAAUUACAACCACCACUGUCAUCACAACAGAGAGCACAACUUUAGAAAGUACGACCACAGUGAUCACCACAGAGUCCACAUCUGUCUCGCCCACAACCGAGGAGCCUUCAACUACAACGGCAGCGGUGCCGACAACUUCUGAGAUCAUAAUUCCUUCUCCAUCUCCUUCUCCUGAGACAGCAGGAAUAACUACAGUUCUUCCUCCAUUUCUGCUGCCCACAGGACCCUGCACGCCUCCAUAUUCGUUGCGUGUGGAUGAGUGCAGCGAGUAUAUCUGCUUUAAUGCACAGCUGAUGCUUCAUAAUUCCUCCCAGCACUGCAGAUACAACAUCAGCCAGCCACAGUGCAACCUGCUGGGCACACCCAUCCAGACCAACACGGACCCCUGCUGCCCGCUCUGGCAGUGCCCAUGCCGCUGCUCUAUAAUCUCUGACCUGCGUGUGAUAACGUUUGAUGGGAAUAAUGUGGCUCUGUAUGAUAUCGGCUCUUAUAUUCUGGUCCACCUGCCAAGAGAGAAGAUAGUCGGCCACAUUGAGAAAUGCCCAACCAGUGAGAGCGUGAACUACAUCAGAAGACCUACUCCCUCUGGAGGAACAUCUGGCCUGUGCUUUAAGAAGCUGAACAUCACAACUCAUUCAUACAGAAUCAUGAUCAACCGCUUGGACCGAAAGGUGUCCGUGAAUCAGAUCACAGCUCGGCUUCCUCUCAGCAGGCAGAACCUCCAUAUUGACGACACCGGGACCAUGUACAUCAUAGACACACCCGGUGGCAUCAACAUAAAGUGGUACCACAGCACUGGCAUCAUGGUGUUGCAGUACACGGCUCCCGAUAACACCUCCACCAGGGGGCUCUGCGGAUGUUGUGAUGGUAAUCCAGCCGAUGACCUGCGGCUGCCCAAUGGUACAGUGGUCCGGGAUGUUGAGGACAUCCCAGUGUUUCUGCACGGGUGGAUGGUGGACACGGCAGAGGAUACAGACUACUUCCGCAGAGUGGGAGACAACUGCACCACCGGAAACUGCUCCAAAUGUUUCACCAUGCUCAACCAGAGGCCUUUCUCCAGAUGCCACCACAAGGUUUCUCCAGAAAACUUCUGCGAUAAGAUAUGGGCCGGUGACCUGCAUUAUAAAGAGCACGAGUGUGACUUCCUGGCUGCUUAUGUUGCCAUUUGCUACACUCAUCAGAUCUGCUUCAGCUGGAGGAAAAGCAACUUCUGCCCACUCAAAUGUCCUCCUGGUAAAGAAUACAAACCCUGUGUGAACACAUGCAAGACGCGAACAUGCCAGAACCGCGAUUACUAUGAAGAAAGCACCUGCUCUUCUAUCAGAGAGGAGUGUGUUUGUAAAAGCGGCACCAUCCUUCACCGAGCAGAUUCUGCUUUCUGUGUCACCGAGGACCAGUGCGUGUGUACGGAUAACGACGGUGCACCACGGGCUCCAGGUGAGGUGUGGAACGGCUCUCUGCGCGGCUGCUGUCUCUUCCGGUGUCUGGAAAACGGUAGUGUGGUUCCUGUAGAGCCCGAGUGCAGUUAUGAACCGGCUCCGCUGUGUGAGAGAGAGGGAGAAUACGCCGUGGAUGUCCUGGAGGAAGGAGUCUGCUGUCCCAAGAAGAUCUGUGAAUGUAACCUGACCAUCUGUCAGAGUGAAGUUCCCAGCUGUGAGAAUGGAGACAAGCUGGUGAUCGGCUAUAGCGCUCUGUCCUGCUGUCCUGAAUACAGAUGUGAAUGUGAUCCACUGGCCUGUCAGAGCGUCCCGCCGCCGAUCUGCAGAGAGGAUCAGUUCCUGGUGGAGGUCAGAGGAGCACACGCCUGCUGCUACAGCUACAUGUGUGUGUGUGAGUCCUGCAUUGAGCCCAUACCAGUGUGUCAGACUGGAGAGAUACUGGCUGUGGAUAUGAACACCACCAAUCACUGCUGUCCACAGUAUCAUUGCGUGUGUGAUAUGAGUCUGUGUCCUGAGCCCAGUGUGAGUUGUGCUCCUGGAGCUGUGCUGAUAAAGAGACCCGUGCCGGACAGCUGCUGUCCAGAAACACACUGCGAAUGUCAGUGUCACAAUCUUACGCUUCCGGCCUGCACCAUGGGUGAAGUGAGAGUGGAGGAACCAGACCCCGGCGGCCCCUGUGGAUGCCCACUGUAUCACUGCAUGAAGGCAGAAGUGUGUCUGUUUCAGGGUGUGACGAUAUUGAACCCUGGCCAGUCUAUGGUGCAGUAUUUUGAGGGGGAACUGUGUUACACCGUUCAGUGCCUCACACAUAAAGACCCCAGCACUGGUUUCUACGCCAUGGAGGUCACCACUGCCAACUGCUCUGAGAAAUGUGAAACUCAUCAGGUUUAUGUCCCAUCAUCUGAUCCCCACGUGUGCUGCGGCUCCUGCAAAAACAUCUCCUGCUCAUAUCCCAGUGAAAACGGCACUACAGAAGUAUUUAUGGCGGGCAGCUCAUGGGUGGCAAACUGCACACGGUUCGACUGUAUGGAGACUGCGGUUGGUGCUGUAGUUCUGGCGUCUGGAGUCGUCUGUCCUCCUUUCAACGACACCGAGUGUAUUCAGAAUGGAGGUGUAGUUCAGACGUAUGUGGACGGUUGCUGUAAGACGUGCAAAGAAGAUGGUAAAACCUGCAAAAGAGUCGCCAUCAGAACCACCAUCAGAAAAGAUGACUGCAGAAGCAAUGCACCUGUGACCGUGUACUCAUGCGAUGGCAAAUGUCCAUCCGCCACCAUCUUUAACUUCAACAUUAACAGUCACGCACGUUUCUGCAAGUGCUGCCGAGAAAACGGCCUUCAGAACCGCAUCAUACAGCUGUACUGCACUCGAAACGCCACAACGGUGGACUAUUACUACCAGGAGCCCAUGGACUGCUCAUGCCAGUGGAACUGAUCUACACACAGGCCUGACUGUGACACAUUAUUCAAUACAGUAUCUGUAUAACUGCAAAACUACUAACACCAUCACUGUAUUUGUUUUCUUUUAUAUCUGUAACUUAUGUGUAAGUAUGCUAAUCACACGUUUAUUAGAAUAAGAACAAGAAAGGAACUGUUAAAUUGACAUUGUUUUCAUUUUAAACUAUUAACAUUUGAUAAGAGAGUACUUUAAGAUAGUAUUAUAAGACUCCAAAUACAUUUUAAGCAUGUUACCUGUUAACCAAACGCUUUAUUUAAAUGAAUCCUUGUGCUUUUUCUAACAAAAAUAUUUUUGCAUUUUGAUUCAAAUUGUUUUUUUUAAACAAAACAGCACUAAGUAGGUAUUUAAUAUAUGUUUUUAAAGAGAAAUCCUACAUUUGUUUUAGCCUCAACACACACACACACACACACACACACACACACACACACACACACACACACACACACAAAGAGAAAAAUAUAAUACAAUGAACUUGAAUUUCCAUAUUAUAGCCAUAAUGCCAAAAAUAUGAUUUCUGAACAAAACUGUAUGAGCCUAAAACAAAGCAUUUAGUCAAAUAUCUGAAGACCUGCAUGUUAUUGUCAAUGCUUUUUUUUUCUAAAUAAUCAAAAUAAAAACACAAAAAAUAUAUUUUUCUAUGCACUGUGCGGA
Molecule: messenger RNA, 8686 nt
Organism: Danio rerio (zebrafish)
Lineage: Eukaryota; Metazoa; Chordata; Actinopteri; Cypriniformes; Danionidae
Source: RefSeq, a predicted model, not a curated record